CGCAGCGCAGCUCCUCUCUGUAUAAGAAGUGUUGAACGUACAACAAGGGAUUUUACACAGCUACUCAGGAGAAACGAAAUGAUCUGCCCUGGAGCCGCAGCAAAAUGCUGGAUGGACACCUACUCCUGGGAUGGUUAUCGUUCACAGUUAUAGUGUAUCUUCUCAACUUGCCGGGACCCUCUUCAGCCUAUUUCGGGUUGACAGGUAAUGAACCGUUGUCUAUCCUGCCACUGAACUCUUUACCAGAAGAGACAACGGGCAGAGCUCACUUCAAGUUGUGCGACCGGCUGAAACUGGAAAAGAAGCAGCGCAGGAUGUGCAGACGUGACCCGGGCGUGGCGGACACCUUGAGGGAGGCCAUCAUCAUGAGCGCCCUAGAAUGUCAGCAUCAAUUUCGUUUUGAAAGAUGGAACUGCACCUUAGAGGGGCGCCAUCGAGCCAACAUGUUAAAAAGAGGAUUUAAAGAGACGGCCUUCUUGUACGCCAUCUCCUCAGCGGGUCUAACGCAUGCGAUGGCCAAGGCUUGCAGUGCAGGACGCAUGGAGCGCUGCACGUGUGAUGAGGCCCCAGACCUGGAAAACCGCAAGGCCUGGCAGUGGGGAGGCUGUGGAGACAACCUCAAAUAUGCCAACAAGUUUGUUAAGGAUUUCCUGGGCAAACGCUCCAACAAGGACCUGCGCGCACGUGUUGACAUGCACAACACAAAUGUGGGCAUGAAGGUAAUCAAGGCUGGAGUGGAAACCACCUGCAAAUGCCACGGUGUUUCUGGCUCCUGCACUGUCCAGACCUGCUGGAGGCAGCUCCUGCCCUUCCACGAGAUCGGCAAGACGCUGAAGCAGCGCUACGAAACCUCCGUCAAGGUGGGCAGCUCCACCAAUGAGGCCACUGGGGAGGGGGAGAUCUCCACAGGCAGGGGCCAGCAGCAGCACCAGCCCCUGCCCGGUUACGGCGAUCAAAUCCCCCGUACUAUGGACCUGCUCCACAUUGAGGACUCGCCGAGCUUCUGUAAACCAAGCAAAUACUCAUAUGGCACCGCAGCCCGCAAGUGCUACAAGGACAAGAACUGUGACGCUAUCUGUUGCGGCCGCGGCCACAACACGCAAAGUAGGGAGGUGACCGGGCCCUGCCAGUGCCAGGUGCGCUGGUGCUGCUACGUUGAAUGCAAACAGUGCACACAGAGAGAAGAGGUCUACACCUGCAAGGGGUAAAGCACUCACCUGUCCGUCCCCCCUCCAUCAGUGGAGCAGGUUAAAUAUGGUUGUAUUGAAGAUGAGUGGUCAUUUUGUUCCAUGCGAGGUCCGGUUUUCAGCGUCAGAACAGUGUUCUGCAAACAAAAUGAGGAGUGAGCCAAGAAGCAAUAAGCACUUUGAGGGAUUUCUGUGGGUUGGGUUUCAGAGGUCCUGAAGAAUAAAAACUUUCUCAGACAACUGGCUCAACAUCUCACGCUUUUUAUCACAGCAUUGCCUUGAGAAGAAAUGCUUUUACUUUAGUUGUUAUGAAAUCCAUUGGCACCAUUUCACGAAAAAGCAGAACAAAAACUGAUCAUAAUACAAUUGAUGAUGAUACAACACAGAGUAACGCCAGCAGACUGAUUUUUUGGGCUUUGCCCAAAGAGGAAUUUUUGUGUGUGUGUGUGUGUGUGUGUGUGUGUGUGUGUGUGUGUGUGUGUUUGUGUGUGUGUGUGCCCACGUAUGUGUGGCAUGUGAGCAUGUUGUAAAGUGAAAUUGAAGCAGAGUUCGAGUGAUGACAUUUAAUGGUAAUGAAAAUCAUAUUUAGAGACUGUUUUAAAGAAAAAGACAGGGUGUAAGAAUUACUUUACACGCACAUAUUUACACUCUCACACAACGUGUGUUUGCAUAUAUAUGUAAAUAAACUCAGUUAUAUUUUAAUGAUAUUAUAUAAGCCACUUAUCUUACUAUGUAAAAACAAACCACUAACUACACAAAUGUUUUUUUGUUUGUGUGCUAUUGUUCAUUUUCUUCCUGAUUCACAUUGACAAGGCCCUUUGGAAAGAGGCACACUUGCGUCAGAUGUCUUGCUGUGGAUAAUUUAUAGAUCCUAUGGGACUAAUCCUUCACCAGAAGGAAAAAAAUAUGUAUUUUUUUUUCUUUGCAAUAAUAUAAUAUGAAGCUGUUUUUAUUAACAGGAAAUAACUAAACCAGUCAAUUUAGGCUAUUGUUGGCCUUGAGCGAAUCAGUGUUCAGGGAAUGACUUAAACCACUAUAUUUGGAUGAAAUAGUGCAAAUGCAAAGAUUAUCUAAGCUGGAGAUGACAGUGGCCUCAUUGAAGCCAACAUCAGUGCAACAGCCAAAUUUAUGUAACUCCUUGGGGUUUAAAUCUCAGUAGAAUAUCUUUUUUAUACAUUAAAGUUGUAAAGCAUUCUGUGGAGCGCUAGAGGAAAGGAAGUCCCAGCAAGUUAACUUUUUUUUUUUUUUUUUUCCUUUUCUGCUACCAUGAUUUGUUUGAGCCAUGUUGACAUGUAGUCUGUGUGCAGUAAAGUUCAAACUGUAAUGGGGAACCGAGACUGAACUCUAACUUCACCUCUGUGCAGGUUCGCUCAAGUGAAGAUCAAAGCUAAAGACUUGUAUCUAAUAUAAAUGCAUUUUAUAAGACUUGGCAUUUGUGGAAGGGUCCACAAAUCAAUGUCUUAAGUGUACACGUGGACGUUUUGCUGGUGUCUUCAGAGAGUGUUUCUUUUUAUAUGCCAAUUAAUUUGCCUUUUUUAUUUUGUUACCCUGUAGCAAGUGACAAAGUUAACACAGUGCAACGUUAAAACCCCAUCAUGCAAAUUGCAGUGACAGUGACACAUUAUAGGAACCAUUUAGCAUUAUAGGAAAAGUACUUACUCACUUUGUUCAGAGUUGGAAAGAUUGACGUCUCUCUUGCGUCUGUGUGGCGAAUGCAGCACUGUAGCCAGCAGCUGGUUUGCUCUGGCCGCUAUAAAAAACGGGAGGAAAAUAGCUGCGUGGCUUUUGAACAGAUCAGCUGUUAGCAUGUUUAAAGCUCAUUAUUUAGCAUGUUAUAUGCAGAUGUUCACCCCUUUAUCUUGCCACAUCUAGACACUUGUAAGCUUUUUGCAAACAAACAGGCCGCAGUAUGUUAAUGAGUGAAUUUUAAAAGCAUACCUUUGGACAGAGCCAGGCUACAUGUUUUCCCAGUUUGCAGUGUUUUUAAUACUAAGAUACGAUAACUAGCUGCUUAAGUGGAAAGAUUUGAGCGUGAUAUUGAUCUGACCAAACACACUGGAGGGAAGCAAAUGAGUGUAGUUUCACGACUACCAAAUUAUCUCAAUAAGAUGCCAUUACAGUUUUAUAAAGAAUGCCUCUGUAAAUAUAAGCAAUAUAAACACUAACAUUUCAUUCAGCACUUAGCUUAUGGGAACAUUUUUAUAAAUAUACAAAUAUAGAUGUUAUUUGCCAUAUUUUUAAUUGGAGUGAAUUAACUACUGAGGGACCCAGUUUUGUAUUAUAGCCCAUACAUGCACUGAAGCCCCAAAUCCCUUUUAAAAGUAUUUAAAAAUCUGUAUUUAUAGAUACAGUCCAGUCCAGAUUUUUUUUCUCCCAUGUAAAUAGCAACAGUUUACUCUCCUGUGGUACAAAGACAAAAGUGAGGCACAUGUUCAACUCUCACAAGCAUUUAAAACAAACUUGAUCAUAAAUAAAGAGGUUUAAGUACCGGAACAGCAGUGUUACCGAAACAAGGCGGUUGCAGGUUCAGAUCAUCUGCAUGUAAAACUGGCAAAACAUAUGCUUUAAUCUUCAGAAAUAAUACUUAAUCAAAACCACCCCCUUUGACAGCAAAUUCAUGCUUUAGGAAGAGAAUCCAGCUCAGCUUAUUUGUCCUGAGGAGUGAAUUCCAAGCAUUUUGAUAUGAGAUGGCAUGCCAAAUAAAGCGUGGUCAAAAUAUAUACAUAGAACUUUGCACGCUACAUGAAAACCAUAAUAGCUAUGCUGAGACAGAGCAUAAAUGCCUGCUCUCCACAGCUUUUGGUGUGUUUUCGCUGCACACACUCCUCAGUCCAAGCAUAGCGAGGUUCUCUACUCUUGAAUAGAUUUGCAACAGACAUGACAGGAAUACCAAAUACAGAGUGAAUUCAUUUCUGUUUGUUUAUAGCUUGAACGUAAGGCUCUCAAAUUCUCUGGAGAAAGAGGAGCAUGAUGCAGCAACCCGUUGACUUUUAGACGCAACAGUAUCAUCAGAAACAAAACUGCACUGUUUAGUCAGUGGAUCAUGUACACAAUUCUAUUUUGUAGAAAAGAAUGAAAGAUAAAUUAUUUUUAAAUGUAUUAUGAGCACCUGUUCAGUGUAAAUAAAGACACAAAGUCUAAAAUGAUUUUAUAUCCUAUAUUUUCUACUCUACUUUUUUUUUCCCUUCUGGGUGUUUGCUCAUUUUGGGGUGGGGGCUUCAAGAAGCAGCGUAUACCACAAACCUGUUUCAUUUCAUAUCUCAGCAUUGUCAUCUAAGCACUAACAAAUCCUAACAAAAUUAAAAUCAACUUACCUAUAGCUGUUUUAUUUUCAGUUUUUUUUUAAGUACUCAGAAAAUGACAGUCAAGAAUAUGUUUAUAGGAUUGAAUCUGUUUAUAUUAUAAUCAACUAUUUUGUAAAAGACUUUUGACUAUAUUGCUGGCUAUCACCUUAUGCAGUAUCCUGCAGUGUGACCUAGUGACUGCAUUUAAACUCACCUUUGGGUCACGCUACAUGUACAUGUGCCUUCUGUUAGGAUUUGUGCUGUGCUUGUACAACAAAGAUAAAACACGCCACCAUUGUAAUGCCCUUUGUGAUAAUAUUACACCACCAGAGCUAUGUCCAUGUUCACUUAUUCAUGUCUUAUGGGAACUCUAAAUUAUUUUCCUCUACCUCAUGUGUAUAGCUUGUAGGUAUAAACAGAUCAGAAAUGACUGGUAAGAAUGUAUUUAAGUUAUUUAACAUCUUUGUAUAACAAAGGCGAAAAAAAUCUGAG
Cololabis saira (Pacific saury) is the source of this 4963-nucleotide messenger RNA. RefSeq names its product wingless-type MMTV integration site family, member 9A (gene wnt9a). Bases 105 to 1208 code for a protein of 367 amino acids. NCBI's taxonomy places the organism in Eukaryota, Metazoa, Chordata, Actinopteri, Beloniformes, Belonidae. Gene Ontology annotation, molecular function: cytokine activity; frizzled binding. The transcript has 4 exons. Gene Ontology annotation, cellular component: extracellular region. Gene Ontology annotation, biological process: cell fate commitment; neuron differentiation; multicellular organism development. The record is from RefSeq and is a predicted model, not a curated record.